This is a messenger RNA of Vicia villosa (hairy vetch), 573 nucleotides long. RefSeq lists its product as uncharacterized. The record is from RefSeq and is a predicted model, not a curated record. Bases 1 to 573 code for a protein of 190 amino acids. Lineage: Eukaryota; Viridiplantae; Streptophyta; Magnoliopsida; Fabales; Fabaceae. The transcript has 2 exons.
AUGACUUUAAACGAUUUUUCGAUAUGUGAAAGUAGGAUUUUUGGGGAUAAAAAUCGUAGCAGAAAAGUUGCAGAUUUUUGGCGCUGCAACAGUGAAGUAACCAAUUACUUGAUUAUGAAACAGCCGAACACUGACGAGAAUGCUAGAUCUCGUAGUUUGGUGACUCUCCAGAGGGAGAAUCCGCCUACCUUCAAGGGUAUGUAUGAUCUUGAUGAAGCAUUGACUUGGUUGAAGGAGAUUGAGAGAAUCAUCCGUGUGAUGGAUUGCACUCCAGCACAGAAGGUUCGAUAUGGAACUCAUAUGCUAGCAGUCGAGGUUGAUGAGUGGUGGCUAGAGACUCGUCAGAGAUUGGAAACUGCAGGUGAAAAGAUCACUUGGGUCGUGUUCCGUAGAGAAUUCAUGAGGAAAUAUUAUCCUGAAGAUGUUCGGGGAAAGAAAGAAAUUGAGUUUCUCGAACUGAAGCAGGGAAAUAAGUCGGUUACAGAGUAUGCUAUGAAGUUUGUUGAGUUGGGCAAGUUUUAUUUGCACUAUAGUGAGGCGACUUCUGAAUUUUCAAAUUGCAUCAAAUUUUAG